AUAAACUCAAUAUAUUCUCCAAAAGCAGGAGAACUACCAGAUCGAAUAAAAUUCACUAAUUAAAAUAACGCAAUAAUUGUCUGCACCCAAUUAUAUCUGGCAACUCUGCCGUUAUACCUGCAACAUAAACAGCAGCCAUUUUGUAGCUUGUAGGUUUUGUAAUAACAAAGAAGAAUUUCGUGGAAUGAAAAGUGUUAUAUAUUAAUUAAAAAAUAAGUGGAUUAUGUUUACAAACUUGUACAAGCAAUAAGUUUAAAAUUAAUAAUAAAAAUUUCAAAUAUAAAUAUUUUUUGUGCACCACCAAAUGUGUAAAAUAUUGUAUAUGGAUGUACAUACAUAUACAUAUGAGUGCAUGUAGAUAUGUUGUAUAUAUUGGAAAAAUAAAUGGAUUAAUAAUUUGGAUAUAAAGAAACAUCGUUCUAUUUGUUUGGAAAAUUUGGAGCUAAAAAUAUUCGACAAUAUUUUUCAGAAUAUAAUAAAUGGAUUGGUGAGAAAAAAGAACUUUUAGUGUGGAACAUAUUUUGUCAAUUAAUUGUACAAUGGAAAUGCAUCAAUGGAUAUAAUUCUAAGGAAAUUAUUAGUUUUAGCUGUUUUAAGAGAAGAUGUAAAUAAACUAUGAUGAAAAUUUUAAAAAAUAUUAAUUUGGAAACAUCAUUUCAUUUAAGGGGAUUUUUCAUAUCCGUAUAUCCAUAAAAAAUUAAACAGCCAUGAGCUCAAAUACUGUGAAUGUAGUAUAUAGCUUUAAAAAUAAUGCAGUUAUUAAGUGUGAAUAUAACAUAAAUACCUUAUUUGGGAAGGCAAACAGAGCAACAACUCCUAAUUUCCCUAUUUAUGAAUGUUUCCUAAAAAAUGAAAACAAUAACAAAAGUAGAUUUUUUGUUCAGCAUCAACAUGAUGAAGAGCUGCAGGAGGAUUUGGAGGACGAAGCUGAUACAAUUGGGCCAAUUAAUACUAAAAGAUUAGGUAUAAGUUGGCGGAAGCAAACAAACAUGCAAAUACGAAAACGUCACUUAAUGGCAAGAGAUUGCACAACAAAUAAGAGCAGCAAUUCAUCCUCCUGCCUAAUAAGCGACCAACGACCACUUACAUCAAGGAUUUCGAUAACACAACGCAAUGAAGAAAAACAACUAUUCUUGCAAUAUAGAUUACUCAAUUCAAAUAUUCGGUCAAUUAUAUCUGAAAAGGAAUCCUUAUCACAUUCUAAUAAUAAGUCGUACAACUCAAAUUAUCUUUUAGAACUUGAGGAUACAGAAAACACAAAAAAAUGUUUAGAGUUUAAAGCUGAUGAUAAUAAGGGAAAUAAGCUUUUAUUUACCAACAUGCAAAAGCGAUGGCGUCAUCACAAACAUCGCACAAGGAACUAUAGCGCAAUCCUUAAUUUUAUCAUGCUAAUACUCUCAUGUCCAUAUCUUCAGCAGCGAAAAUGCAAAUUUCUACAUGUUUUAUUAGCUAUACUAUUAACAUUUACACAGUAUACUGAUACCAUACAAGGUUUGCUGGUGUCGAAAUCAUCAACAGCUAUAGGUUUAGAUUUGGGUUCCACGAAUUUCGAAAAUGUUAGCGAUAUACUAGUAUAUAACAAUACCAAUAACAGUGCUAGUAACAGUAGUAGCAACAGUAUUAGCGAUAGAUUAACAAAAAGUUCUUUUAAUUUGGAGCAUGACGGAGGAGAAAGAGGAGAGACAUAUCUUUCCGCUAGCAAAAGUCUUAUUAUUACAUCAUCUACCGAAGGUGUGACUUCUGGUGGAGCAUAUCUGGAUAAAUUGGAUAACUUGGAGCGAAGUUUAGCUGCAGUGUUAAUAAAAGUCGCGUACGGCACUACUUCAACUACCAAACGUAGCAUUCCCGAAAACAGUUAUGUGCCAAGUUUAACAACAAUAGCUACACCUUUACUCACUACUUUAAGAUAUCAAGAAAAAUCUCAUCAAUCACAGUUAAAUAUGCAUCAUCGUAAUUACGAAUUAGAUUUGGAAAGAGAUCACGCUUUGCCAACUUCAGCACCAAAUGCUGAUAUUUUAAAAAGUAAUAGUAAUCCGACAUAUCCUAAUCCAAAUCGCCAUCACAAUCAUGACCGCGAUAGACACAGGCAUUUAAUAAAUUCAACGCCGAAGCCAUCAUGUUUUAAAAGGUUUAAGCUGAAGUUAAAAAGGUGCAAAAUUUACGUCAUAGAAGUAAGUAUACAGAUCAUUUCAGUAUAUAUUUGGUUUAAUGAUAUUAUAAAAAUUUAUGAAAAUUUUACUUGUAUUAUUAUAAUUACUUUCUAAUAAAAUAUUUUUUAC
This is a messenger RNA of Lucilia cuprina (Australian sheep blowfly), 2279 nucleotides long. RefSeq lists its product as uncharacterized. Lineage: Eukaryota; Metazoa; Arthropoda; Insecta; Diptera; Calliphoridae. The transcript has 6 exons. Bases 708 to 2264 code for a protein of 518 amino acids. The record is from RefSeq and is a predicted model, not a curated record.